UAUGCUCUCGCAGCCACUGUUACUUGUGCUCAACUGUUAAUUGAGUGCUGUUUAUGGCUGCCACGCAGAGAACGCUACACCGGUUCAACCCGAGCAUUUAAUCUGUUAUUUAACAUGGAGCAGAGCAGACGUACGUGUCGCACAUUAUCAGAGUAAAAAAAGAAGCGCGUUCAUAAAUUUAUUAAAAUACUGUGUGUGUGUAUGUGAGUGAGUGCCUCAUAGUGUAUUGGAUCACAUAACAACUAAAGUCACGGUGCAAAUAAUAGUCAUUUGUUAGAUAGAACAAACAAAACUUUACAAAAUUUGAAUACAUCGGGUGUGCGUUGCCCAAGUAUUUUCCUGUGACAAAGUCGAGAGCAAUACCAGCUUAAAUGUAAAGCGAUUACAAUUGCACGCGCAAAAGCAACAACAAGUGGAAAUACAACUACAACAUCAGCAGCAGCAGCAGCAACAACAAGAGACAGUCACAGAGAGAUAGCAACAAAUGAAAACGGGAAGUGUGUUUGGCGGACAAUUUACAACCACAAUUUAUACCACAACAAUAAAAACCACUGGGAUUAUCUAAUAAACCAAUAAAAAGCGUCUCAAUAUAACGAGAUUAAUAUAGAAAGGCAGUGCCUCAGCAGCGAGCAACAAAUAUUAAAUUUAAACAAUUUUCGUGUGCAGCCAGCCAGCCUGCCUGUCAAGUGUUCUUUCGUGUUCGUGUGUUUUGGGUUUGUUUCUGUGUGUGUGUGUGCUCAACAGCAACAGCGGCAGUAGCAGCAACAAAAACAACAACAAUACGGCAACGUCAACAACACGCAAUUGCUGUGAGUGCGACGGAGACAGCAACAGCGUGAGUCAUAAAAGUGAAAUGAAAAUGCGUAUAAAGCGAGAAGCGCCUUGUCUUCUGUUAUGUAUGCCAAUCCCAAAUAACAGAAUUGCAAACCAAAAGGAUUAUCCAAAUAAGCGUUCGCGAGAGAAUUUGGCAUGUGACGAACAGCUGGCGGCGACGUCAACAACAAUGAAUGCAAAUGGCCCCAUUCGGACGCCGCCACUGACGCGCAGCUGCUCCAGUCCAGCGGUCUAUGAUAUCGAAACACAUCCCGCCUCGCCAGUUUUCCCACAUCUAUUGCUGGGCAAUGGCCGCGAUGCCGACGAUCCCAGCAGCGUUGGCGCCAACUGUGUGCUCAAUGUUACCUGCCAAAGUCCCAGCGAGAGUCAUUUAGCUGGCUUGAAGUAUAUGCAAAUACCUGCCAGCGAUACGCCCCAUCAAAAUAUCAAACAGUACUUUCAGGAGGCAUACGACUUUAUAGAAGAUGCACGGAAAACAGGUUCCCGAGUCUUGCUGCAUUGCCAUGCGGGCAUCUCUCGAAGCGCCACCAUCGCCAUUGCCUAUGUGAUGCGCUACAAGUCUCUAUCGCUGCUGGAGGCUUACAAGCUGGUGAAAGUGGCCCGACCCAUUAUCUCGCCCAAUCUGAACUUCAUGGGCCAGCUGCUGGAACUGGAACAGAGUCUACGCAAGAGCGGCGCCUUAGCCCCACUCUCACCGGCUGUGGUCAAUCAACAACAGCAGCAGCAACAACAACAACAUGCAUCUUCAACUAGUCAGUUACUGGAGCUGCCAGAACAAGAGGCUGCGGAAGAGCAGCUGGAAGGCGCCAACUAUCGCCACAGCAGCAGCAGCGUAAAAUGCAGGAAAAGCAAAUCUGAUAGCGAAGCCAUGGACGAGGAUGUCUUUGAUGACUUUGAUGAAGUGGACAGCGGCGCUGGCAGCAGCAACUGCUCCUCGCGUCUCACAUCGCCCCCAAUAACACCCAGUACGCCCGAUGAUGAGGCGCCGCGCAGCUCAACGUUAGCUAAAGCAAUCGUCGAUUUAGAUUCGCCCGGCUCGAGCAGUAGCAGCAGCCGCAGCAGCGGGAUCUGCUCCUUGCUCUCAAGCUUAUCAUCAAACACCCCUAAACAUAGCUUCUCCCAACUAUCAAUACCGCCUGCCGUGUUGGUGCCCAGCAGACCGCUGGUAUCGUCUAAACGCAGCUCUCCCGCCAAGCUGAGGCUUAAUCUGGAGACAACCUAUGCGUCCAUGCCUCCUUUCUCCUGCAUAUCCACACAUAAUGCCAGUCUACGCAGUCCGCUGCAGCGAGAUCCGCCUGCCACGCCCAGUUGCGAGUUGGCACCUGCUCUGACGCCAACGCUCCAGACAAAUGCGAAUGCGGUCGAAAACAAUAAUAACACUAAUAAUAGUAAUAAUAAUAAUAAUCUGAUGGUAGCCACAUCGAGCGAAUGUGGAGGCCACCGCCCUUGCUGUGAAUAAAAUAAUAAAAUAAAAUGUAAUUGUGUAAAUUUGUAGCCACUAAGCGAUUGCAAAUUUGUAUUUUUAUAUCCUAGGCAGGAUUUAAGAAAACGGUUGAUGCAUCAAAAGCACAUCAAUCUAACAACAAUUUUGCAAAAUUUUCAAAACCAAUUUUUUGAAACGGGGCAACACCUUUAAACAUAAACCAUUAAUUUAUAAGCGUACGUUUGUACUUGCAAUUGAAAUUUCUAUUACAAUAUUGGUCGUUUGUUCAUUGAGUGAUUUGUAUAAAAGAAAGAAUGUUAGGGAGCCUAAGUAAUAUGCAAAGAAACAACCUGACAUUGUCGACCACUAAAUUAAUGUUUUAAAGCCCCUGCUUAGUGUUUAAUUUAGCUUAAUUUUUAUGUUAAAUCGCUUUUUAGUUUUUAAGGAUUUCUUAAUACUAUUGCAACUUAAUUUGA
Scaptodrosophila lebanonensis is the source of this 2733-nucleotide messenger RNA. RefSeq names its product tyrosine-protein phosphatase vhp-1 (gene puc). NCBI's taxonomy places the organism in Eukaryota, Metazoa, Arthropoda, Insecta, Diptera, Drosophilidae. Gene Ontology annotation, molecular function: MAP kinase tyrosine/serine/threonine phosphatase activity; protein tyrosine/threonine phosphatase activity. Gene Ontology annotation, cellular component: cytoplasm; cytosol. The transcript has 4 exons. Gene Ontology annotation, biological process: protein dephosphorylation; negative regulation of MAPK cascade. The record is from RefSeq and is a predicted model, not a curated record. The coding region runs from base 854 to 2293 and encodes 479 amino acids.